AUCAAUUCUAUUCAAUAUUUUCAAUAACUUUAAGGAGACAAAUUAUUGAUAGCCUAUGAAAACUUUUCAGGAAAACCAACAAUUGGAUUUAAAUUUACUAUAUAAAAUUACUAUUGAUCGAUACUCUUUUAAAAUCGUACACUUUAUCGACUCUAUUUCAUAAGUCGACAAUCGACUAUCCUUCUUCCUUCUUGCAUUCUUGGUUUCUCUUUCUUCUGAGAUUGAGGUUAUAAUUUUUCUAUUUGACAAGUAAUGUGCCAUGCGUUUAUAAAGCUGUUAAUCUAAUAAAGUAUUCUUUUUUUUUUGUUAUUCUUCUGUAAAAUAGGCAGUGUUCCUACUACAAAUCAUUCUUCUCUCUGUACUAACGUAUAAAUAGCAAGGUUUUGCGAUGUCCGGCUCACAUAAGAAACGUGCUGUUGAUGUAUCGGUCAGAGAUGAAACCUCAAGUGAUGGAUUGUCUGACGAUAAUGCAAUGGAAACGCAGCCACAUGAAGAAAUCCAAGUGGACUUCGAAGGUCGUAAUCCUAUCGACUCUGACUUCCAUGGAAUUCGACAACUGUUGCAUCAACUCUUCUUGAAAGCCCACGUCAAUCUCUCCGAUCUUACGAACCUGAUCAUAGAGCAGAAUUACAUCGGUAGCGUGAUCAAGCAAAGCGAGAUUGACGAGGAUAGUGGUGAUGAUGAUGAUGAGGUUGAUCCCAAUGAUGUCUAUGGAGUUACAUCAAUAAUCAACAUAACCGACAAACAACACUACGAGUGCGUGGAUCAGUUGCGCACCCUACUGCGUGAGAUGUGCGCGGAACACGGCACUGAUCAGAGCAACGCGUAUGUGCGCGCCAUGCUGUCCGACACCAACACAGUCGGUCUGCUCAUCAACGAACGGUUCAUCAACUUUCCCGCGCAGAUCGCUGUGCCGCUCCUCGAGAGCCUAGUGAAAGAAAUACAGAGAGCCAAGGAAAAGAAAUUGAAUUUCAACUUCUCCUACAUCAUCAUCAUUUGCAAACUGUACAAAGAAGACGCCACUGAGAAGAAGAAAAAGAAGAAGGGCAAGAACAAGAACGCUGAGCCCGAAAUUAUAUGGACCAAUCCCGAGGAAGAACUGUUUGAUCAGGAGGCAGAUUGCCGCUUUGAGUUCAGUGUUCGAAACGAGAGCGACUCUGCGCUGAGUGGAGACUGGAUGGAGGACGACAGAGUGCUCAAGCCAUAUCGGCGAGUGCUUGUCAUAUCGGCCGACAAACUCGAGAGAAUCAUCGACAAAAUCAAAGACUUUGUCACGCCCACCAAAUAAACGCAGUGCAAUUCUA
Nilaparvata lugens (brown planthopper) is the source of this 1304-nucleotide messenger RNA. Its product is annotated as protein BCCIP homolog. The record is from RefSeq and is a predicted model, not a curated record. Lineage: Eukaryota; Metazoa; Arthropoda; Insecta; Hemiptera; Delphacidae. Gene Ontology annotation, cellular component: nucleus. The transcript is spliced from 6 exons. The coding region runs from base 389 to 1288 and encodes 299 amino acids.